AAUAACAGCAAUCUAACAAUCUAAUAAACAGGGAAAUAAAAAUCAACCAUAAAAGUACUAAUUGUGUUCCACAUCAUGUCUGCCGAAAUUGAGGAGCUACUGAAACGUUACCAGAACUAUCCGAAUGUGGUUGGCGUGAUUAUUUUGGACCCAUUCGCCAUCCCCAUCAAGACGACCAUGGAGUACACUCUGACCGUGCACUACGCGGCCCUGAUCAGCACAUUGACGUACAAGGCGGCCAAAAUGGUCUCCAACUUGGACGCGAGCAACGAGCUGAUGAACAUACGCCUGCGCACCAAGGUGCACGAGGUGAUCGUGGUGCCCUCCGAGAACUACAUCAUCAUCGUGGUGCAGAACCCGGGCACUUGAUUCACCCAGUUCCAGCUCCAGUUGCAGUUCCAUUUCCAUCCAAUAAACCACUCUCCUGUGUUGUUGCCCGAUUGCAA
Messenger RNA from Drosophila elegans, 446 nucleotides. Its product is annotated as dynein light chain roadblock-type 2. Gene Ontology annotation, cellular component: cytoplasmic dynein complex; cytoplasm; centrosome. The record is from RefSeq and is a predicted model, not a curated record. NCBI's taxonomy places the organism in Eukaryota, Metazoa, Arthropoda, Insecta, Diptera, Drosophilidae. Gene Ontology annotation, molecular function: dynein intermediate chain binding. Gene Ontology annotation, biological process: microtubule-based movement. The transcript has a single exon. The coding region runs from base 76 to 369 and encodes 97 amino acids.